AUGUCCAAACCGUUGGCAUUGGUAGCAUUGAAUUUGGGCGCCGAAGUCUACCUCAACAAGGUGGCUCAUAAAACCAAAAUACACACGAUUUGGCAUAGAACGGUCAUGUAUAAACCGAAGCAUCAGGCUGUACCCGAGGUGGCUCUCCAGAACACAUCGGGGUCUCAUUUUUGUGGGGGAUCUAUCAUCGAACCGGAUAUCGUUGUGACCGCUGCGCAUUGUCUACGAGGGGAAGGUCCAGCGGAUAUAUUAGUCCAGGCUGGAAUUUUGGACCUCAAUAACCCGCCCGACUACAGCCAAGUGCGCCAUGUGCGAAAAUUUGCCGUUCACGAGUCGCUUGAAGGACAGUCCAGCGAUAUAGCACUGCUCAAGUUGGUUGAGCCUUUUGACUUUGGCGAGAGCCAGGGACACAUCGGCGCUGUCUGUCUUCCCGCCAAGGAUCGCCCGUUAGAGGGCAAAGUUGCAGUCACCGGCUGGGGACUAACAUCAGAGGGUGGACCUAAGUCUCCGCAUUUACUCGCUGUAUCAGUUCCUGUAUUAUCAUCUGAGAUCUGUGCGAGUGAGACUGAGUUCACUUACGAUUCCAAGACCAUGUUCUGCGCCGGGAGCCCUGGAAAAGACUCGUGCAGAGAGGACUCCGGCGGUCCAGCCGUGCAGAAGGAAAGCGAAUCAUUCAUCCUACUUGGCGUGGUCUCGUUCGGCUAUGGCUGUGCCCGGCCUCCGGCGUAUGGCUUCUACGUCAGGGUGCCGGCCUUCACUGACUGGAUUGCGGAGAACAUCGCCAAGCUUCAGUCGUGA
Ixodes scapularis (black-legged tick) is the source of this 798-nucleotide messenger RNA. Its product is annotated as trypsin-1-like. NCBI's taxonomy places the organism in Eukaryota, Metazoa, Arthropoda, Arachnida, Ixodida, Ixodidae. The transcript is spliced from 6 exons. Bases 1 to 798 code for a protein of 265 amino acids. The record is from RefSeq and is a predicted model, not a curated record. Gene Ontology annotation, biological process: proteolysis. Gene Ontology annotation, molecular function: serine-type endopeptidase activity.